Lagenorhynchus albirostris (white-beaked dolphin) is the source of this 4526-nucleotide messenger RNA. RefSeq names its product family with sequence similarity 184 member B (gene FAM184B). The coding region runs from base 267 to 3458 and encodes 1063 amino acids. The transcript has 18 exons. NCBI's taxonomy places the organism in Eukaryota, Metazoa, Chordata, Mammalia, Artiodactyla, Delphinidae. The record is from RefSeq and is a predicted model, not a curated record.
UGCGCGCGGGUCACGAGCGGCACGUGCGGUUUCUCGGCGCUUCGCCGCAGGGUGCGGGUGCCCGCAGAGCCAGCAAGCGAGCGAGGGCCGGAGGAGGAAGGGUGGGCGCGCGGGAGCCACGCGGUGGCGCGGGCGGCGGGACUGCAGUGCCACCUCUCCCGAGAAAGCCCACACACUCACACGCCCGCGCGCGCAAGCACCUACACACCGUGGGCAUCGGGAAGCCGAGCCAUCGAGAGGCUUUGAGUGCCUGACGCGUUUCAGCGAUGGCUUCUGCCCUCAACAGCAAAAUUCACGCUCUCGGGACUUGCCCGGGCUCCAAAGCCGUUGCCGGAGGUGGCGCCGACUGGAGAAUGGACUGUGAUCCCGAGAUGCACGUGAAAAUGUGCAAGAAGAUCGCCCAGCUCACCAAGGUGAUCUAUACCCUCAACACCCGCCAGGAUGAGGCGGAGGCGGGCAUGGAGGCGCUGCGUGAGGUCCACCAGGAGGAGCUGCGGAAGGCGGUGGCCGAGACGGAGGCCAGGCUCCUGCAGGCGCAGGGCCGCGCGGGCGAGGAGGCCCUGAGACAGCGCGUCCAGGCCCUGGAGAGCGCCCUGGAGCUGCAGAAGCGGCUGACGCAGGAGGCGCUGGCCCGGUCGGCCGCUUGCAGGCUGGAGACCCAGGAGAGGGAGCUGAGGGUGGAGGCCGAGCACGCCGAGCGGGUGCUCACCCUCUCCAAGGAGAUGCUGGAGCUCAAGGCCGACUACGAGAAGAGGCUCCGGCACAUGAGCAGCCACGAGGCGCCCGGGUGGGGCGGGCUCGCCCAGCAGGGUCCCAAGCCCCAGGCCGAGCCGGGCUGCGGCCCCGAAAUGCGGGAGGUCCUGCUGGAAGUGGAGCGGCUGCGAGCGGAGAACCAGCAGCUGAGCAAGGACUAUGCUCGGAAGGCCGAGGAGCUGCAGGCCACGUACGAGCGGGAGAACGAGGCCGUCCAGCAGGCCAUGCAGCAGUCGGUGAGCGAGGCCCUGUGGCAGUGGCAGGAGAAGGAGACCGACCUCCGGAAGAACUUCCAGGCCCAGGAGGCGGCCCUGCAGGCCCAGGUCCGGAAGCUAGAAGGGGAUCUGGAGCACAGAGGCCGCAAGAUAAGUGACCUGAAGAAGUACGCCCAGAAGCUGAAGGACCGCAUUCAGGACCUGGAUGUGCAGCUCAAGGAGGCUCGACAGGAGAAUUCAGAGUUGAAAAGCACUGCAGAAAAACUUGGGGAGAAGCUGGCUGUUGCCAAAGACAGACUAAUGUUGCAGGAGUGUCAUGUGACACAGAAAAGCGAUGACAUGAAGACUGAGAGGUUUUCAGAGAAUAAAGUCCUAGGGAAAGAGAAUGAUUUGGAAGCCUGCAGUCUCCAUCCUCAGCAGGAUCAGAACUUUCCCAAGGAGUGUCCAUGCACGAAAGGAGGCACAGAUACACAGACCAAGAAAGAGGCAUGUAUUGAGACAGAAUGUAUGAAGCAAAAAUAUGAAGAAGACCUUCGUAAAAUCAAAGAUCAGACAGAAGAGGAGAAGAAACAUCGCAAAGACCAGCUGGUGAAGCGCCUAGAAGACUUGGUGAAGAAGCACAUGGUGGAAAUCCAAUUAGUUCGCUCAUCAGUGGAAGCUGAGAGGCAGAGGCUACAGAAGGAAGUAGAAGCACAGUUGGAGGAAGUGAAGAAGAAAUCAGAAAAUGAAAUAAAGCAUCUGCAAGAAGAGAAAGAGGCCCUAAGUGUGAAGCUCCAGAAUUCACUGCUUGAGGUUUUAAGGCUGGAAGAAUUUAUCCAGCAGAAUAAUGUACAUCCCCCAAGAGGCAAUGAACGGCCCCAAGAAUUGGACUGCCAGCAAGGCAACAUUUUAAAGACCCAGGAUCCAUGCUUGAGGCCGAAUGAACCCUCUCAGACUCUGCGCAGAGGAGAAGAGUUUCAAGAUAAGUUAGCAGCUGAAGAAGGAACCAACAGCGAUGAAGAGGAAAGGAUCCAAGUGCCCCUCAAGGAGGGAGGUGACCUGCAGCCUCUGCUGGGCUCUUUGCCGAAGGAGAAGGCACCGGAAAUCCAGCGUCUGCAGGAGGAGUGGCAGAGCCAGAAGGCCAAAUUGCAAGCCCAGGUCUCGCAGAUGCAGCAGGCUCUGGAGCAGUGCACCAGCAACUACAGGGAGGACCUGCGGGCACUCAAGCAGCUCUCCGACCGCGAGCUCCAGGAGAGCGUCCAGCAGAAUCAGGUGGCGAAAGCUCAGCUCGAGGCCACCCACCAGCGAGCGCUCCGCAUGCUCGAGAAGGCCAAAAACCAGGAAGUCAAGGCCACAGAGGAGCGCUUGAAGAAGGAAUCCAGCCGCAGCCUCCAGAUCCAGCACCAGGCGCACCGGCUAGAACUACAGGCCUUGGAGGAGAAGGCCCAGCAAGAGCUCCAGGGAGAGCUGGAGAGGAUGCAGGCUCAGCAGGCGCUGUUGCUAGAGGCCCUGAGGCAGGAGCUGGCGGAGCAGCGGGCUGCCUGCUCUGAGCAUCAGAAGGACUUGGAAGCGCUGCAGGCUGAGCUGAGGGCCCCAGGCAGUGUGGGCAAGCGACAGGCCAUCAGCCAGUGUCCAGGGGACAUCGAGGACCGUGCCAGCACUGCAGAGGAGGGGGGCGGUCCGGGCCAGGCGGGCUCCCCGACGAGCAAGGGCGCCGCCGAGCAGGAGCCCAGCGAGGGAUGCGGCCUCUGGGAGGAGAACUCGCAGCUCCAGGAAACAGUGCGGCGGCUGCGGGCCGAGGUGGAACAGCAGCGGCAGGAGGCGCUGCAGCUCCGCAACCAGCGCAGGCUGCUGGAAGAGGAUCAGCAAGCCCAGCGGGCCCGGGAGGUGGAGAUGCUACGCCAGGAACACCGGAAGGAGAUGCAGGCCAUGGUGGCCGAUUUCAGCAGCGCUCAAGCGCAGCUCCAGGCCCGGCUGGCUGCCCUGGAAACCGAACUGAAAGAUUCCGGAGAGAAGCCAGGGAAGGGGGAGUCGAGGCCGGAGGACGUUCAGCUCAUAGGCCGUCUGCAGACCCGCUUGAAGGAGAGGGAGGAGAUCAUCAAGCAGCUCACGGAGGAGAGAAGAUUUCACUAUGCAGCAUUCCCCAGCGCCGUGUCCCAUCGGAAUCGGUCCUUCUCUUUCAAUCCUCGCCCAGGGUAUUUGACCCCUUCCAUGAAGAAAAAGAAGAUGGAGGAAGUGCCCAGCCGAGUGGUCAGUGUGCCAAACCUCGCUUCCUAUGCUAAGAACUUUCUGAGUGGCGACCUGAGCUCCAGGAUCAACACUCCUCCGAUAACUAAGUCACCCAGCUUGGACCCAGGCCCCAGCUGUGGCCAGCCUUACAAACCCACCCCAUCUCUAGAUGUAAAAACUGCCACAAGGACACAAGAUGAUGAACCAGCCCAGCCCAAAGAAGUCCAGCAGAAGCAGGGCUCAGCCCACCAGGAAUGGUUUACCAAAUAUUUUUCUUUCUAAACUGAUCCUUAAACUGAUCAUAAAGUGGACAUUUGAAACACAUUUCUUUUGAAGCAUCUGAUUGAAGGAAUGAACUAAAAAGCCAACCAACCAAAUAACUUGCUUGUAAUAUGAUUUACAUACAUAGCUAAAACAAAUUCUUGCAUUAACAUUUCAUACCGUUUCAUUGUGACAUUAAGAUAAAACAAGCUAAUGUUAUCAGAAAGUGCCCACAGGGAAAUAUUAUUGUUACUGAUGACCUACCCAUGGUAUUUCUAGUGUCCAUAAGACUGCAAUCCGCAUUGUGGAAUAUCAGACUUUGUGAUUUCCAUGGUCUACUUUUAAAGUGGUUUCAUUUUCCUAGGACACUGGUCACUUUCACUUGAAAAGUGUUUCUAUGUAAAUGAUAUAAUUCCAAAAUACACAUGUAACCUCAAUAGGUAGAGGAAUAAAACAAAGCUCAAAAUAACCAGGAAAGCCAAUUUUAAAAAUCCAAAGAAAACAAAACUACUAGGAAUGGACUAUAGCAGACCUUGGCACACUUGGAUCAAAUAUUUUGACUUCCUAGGUCCAGGACGUGAAGAAGAUUACAGAGGGCGUAACAGCUACCUCAAAGGGGCUUUUUGAAGUUUAAGCAAAAUAUGGGUAAUGAUACUAAUCGUGAAUUGGAAUUAAGCCUUGCCAGGAUUUUUCUGUGAAUAACUGAGCCUCACCCCAUCAUACAUCUCAACUUCAAUGACUGUAGCAUCAACUUGGUCAUUUGUGAUGGUUUCUAGAUUAUUCUUUGAAGUGAAAGAUCUACUGAACCUCUAGUCUUGCCUCAUGGUGCAUUGCUUCCCCAUUGCAUGGAUGCUCAGCAGAUUAAAGGGAACUGGGAAUGGCCAUUCACAAUGCUGACCUCGCUGUCAGUCCACGCUGAGCUGUCUGACCCUCUGAUGGAGCGGUGCAAUUUGACAAGAGCCAGUACAACUUUUAGUGGUCAAAAUAUGUUCUCAAUCCUUUGGUGCUGGCCCAGCAAGUGGCCCAUAAACAGUUGUCUCUUCUAUGCACCAUCAAAUCUUUGCUCUUUGAAUAAAACUUUAUAAACAA